UGCUGAGCAUGGUCGGUGACUGCGCCUUCUCCUCAGCAACUCAGCAAGGAGCCCUGCGAGGGCAGGAGGCUAGGUCGGGGCAGCAGCGGGCUGCAAGGCUGAAGGCUGAGGGGAUGGGUGCCUCGAUGGGGCUGCGGGCGGCGGAGACUGAGAGGACGGGCGGCGGGAGCUGGGUCUUACCGCGCCGGGCACUGGCGGCGGCGACUCACCGGCUCCAGGCAAGAUUGUCAGGGCGGAGGCGGCGAGGAGGCUGGAGCGUCAGCAGCCUGCGACCGGGGCGGAGGGAGGCGCUGGGCGGGCACCGCGUGUGAGGAGAGCAGAGCCGGGCCUGCUGGCGGGGCUCAGCUCCGGAAGCUUCACUGUGAUCCUGCAAAGCUGUCUUGGUCUUUACUCUCGUGUAUGUGACAACCAUCAGCCAACUACAACACUAUCACAAUGAGUUUUGUUGAAUAUGGAGAUAGAAUAAAGGAUGGUGACACAGCUAUUGUGUUCUUGGGCCAUGAAUCCAUGUUCCCUGUGAAAGUCCAGCAUGGCACUGUAACUCAGACUAAGUAUGGGGUCAUCAGACAUUCCACGGACCUCAUAGGCAAGAAGUAUGGCUCCAAAGUGACCUGCAGUAAAGGAGGAUGGGUGUUUAUUCUUCAUCCGACUCCAGAACUGUGGACCAUGAAUCUCCCACACAGGACACAGAUUCUGUAUUCCACUGACAUUUCUAUAAUCACCAUGAUGUUAGAACUGAAGCCAGGCUCCAUAGUAUGUGAAUCAGGUACAGGCAGUGGAUCUCUCUCCCACGCUCUCAUCAGGACAGUGGCUCCCACAGGGCACCUGUACACCGUGGAGUUCCACCAACAGAGAGCAGAGAAGGCCAAGGAGGAGUUUCGGGAGCAUGGAGUGGAGCAUCUGGUCACAGUGACCAACCAGGAUGUCUGCAAAAAUGGGUUUGGUGUCUCAAACAUUGCAGAUGCUGUGUUCCUAGAUAUUCCAUCUCCAUGGGAAGCCAUAGGACAUGCAAAGUCAGCCUUAAAAGCUGAAGGUGGCCGCAUCUGCUCUUUCUCCCCUUGCAUUGAGCAAGUCCAAAGAACCUGCCUAGCGAUGGAAGAAUGUGGCUUUACAGAGAUUAACACCUUGGAAAUUCUGCUCCGAGUGUAUAAUGUAAGGACAAUUAGCUUGCAAAUCCCUGACCUUGGAAAAGCAACUGAGGAUAAUUCUAGCACGAGCUUUGACAGCAGCAACCCAUCAAACCAAGGUAGCUUGUGUGCUAAUCUGCAGCAAGGAACUGCACAGUUCAAAAGUGGGGUGCCACUGAGGGAGAUGGUUGGUCACACUGGAUACUUGACCUUUGCCACCAAGAGCCUCUUUUAGUACACGUUGAGAUUGUGCAGUUUGGAGUGCUUUGUGUGUUUGUGUGUGCAUUCUGUUUUCAUGGUUCUUUUUUGUAGGGCAUCUGAAUUUUUGCUCAUCAGGGAAUUCCAUAUAUAGUCAGAUUUGGUUGGAAUAUGCUUUGUUUAAAUAGCACACAAGCAUUAAGCAGAGCAGCACCAGGGGAAUGUUGAAACUCUGGAAUGGUGCUCCACUUGCUGUCAGAAAGAAGAUAAAUUAACAGCAAACGGCCAUUCACUGGAAUGUGCAGAAUAAAGAUCCCUCCCAAUGAGAAAGCAAAACAAACAGCACACUAGUUGCAAAUAAAUUGAAUAUUUUUCCUCCUCUUUUCUGAAUUACUUUCUCAGGUUUAUGUUGUUGCUUUUUUUCUAGAGAGUUUUUCCUGAAUUCUGUAGUGCCUGUGUUACUCUUAGGGAAUGUGAAAGUGCCUGUUUCGUUCAGUUUAGGUUCCAAAAGUUGCAAGGUCAUAGGAUUGCCAGCACAAAUGAUCACAGAUUAAUGUUUCCUUAGAUAGUGUUUGGCUGCACAGAGGAUUAUUGACGAUGCUCAGGAACACAACCUCACUCCAUUCCACGAUGGCAGCUACAAACCACUGAGAUUACGUGAAGAUCAAAAUAGUGUGCUAAUUGUUGGAUUUGGUUUGAAAUAGUAUGUUGUGGUCAUCAAUUUGUAGCAGAAAUUUGAACCUAGAUUCAUACUGUAACCAUUUUCAUAGUUGAUGAAUGCACUGUGAAAAUUCACUGAACAUCUGGUUAAUACUAUCUGAGCACCUGUUUUUAAGCAGCGUGGCCAAGGUUCCGUUUCUUUGGUGUUUUUUUCUGUGCGUCAUGGUGUACGGUCUUCCUUCAGAACAGCCGAUUACUUUUGGCAGAGUGUCUGUCUCCCAGUUGCAGCAGCAAUGCAAACUUAGUAGAAUUCUCAACUAGCUUUAUUAAGUAAGUUUUCAGACUGUUUUCUCUGUGGUCUUCCUUACAAAGCUGGUGGAUGUGAUGAACCAUUUGAAUGCUGGAUUAAAUUUUGUACUUAAAGAUCA
Messenger RNA from Dryobates pubescens (Downy woodpecker), 2413 nucleotides. It is a transcript of the gene TRMT61A, whose product is annotated as tRNA methyltransferase 61A. The coding region runs from base 436 to 1362 and encodes 308 amino acids. Gene Ontology annotation, biological process: tRNA methylation. The record is from RefSeq and is a predicted model, not a curated record. Lineage: Eukaryota; Metazoa; Chordata; Aves; Piciformes; Picidae. The transcript has 4 exons. Gene Ontology annotation, cellular component: nucleus; tRNA (m1A) methyltransferase complex.